CGCGUGCGCGGUAAGGGAAAAGUGAGCGGCGCAUCGACAGCCGUCAACGCUGCGCUCCACUCUCAGUGCGAUCUGAACGUGCCAGCGAAGCGUUGUGAGCGCGCCGCCAUCAGCCCAAAGCCAGCCGAAUAAAGGCCUUUGUUUAUCCGCAAUCCGCCCGUCCGGUCGACUGGAAGGCUUUGAGCAGCUUUGGGGCCUUCAGCGCAGUCCCACCAGUGCAGUGCGCGGCCCGAGCGGACAGUGCAUGUGUUGGUGUCUUGUCCAGCGCCCAGUGGUGUGCCUGCUUUGAUGAUGUCUCAAUACCCCCGUGUGCCAGUGUGGAACCCCACCGUUGGGCACUAGACGGCGCCGUCGCUUGAUCCACUCCGAAUGGCUAUAGUGGGGCCCAGCCGCCACGCUAGGGUGUCCAUGUCCGUGUCUAUGAGCCUGAUGCAGGGGCCGGGAGGCGCGGCCGCCGCCCCUCAGGGCGGCCUGCAUGCCGCGCAGCCCUACUAUCCGCAUCAUCCCCAGCAGCAUGCCGUCGCCCCCGCCCAUAGCCAGGAGCAGGUGCAGCCCGAUCGGCCCAUCGGCUACGGCGCCUUCGGAGUCGUUUGGGCUGUGACUGAUCCGCGCGACGGCCGCCGCGUCGCCCUCAAAAAGCUGCCAAACGUGUUUCAGUCGUUGGUGUCCUCAAAGCGCGUCUUCCGCGAGCUGAAGAUGCUGUGCUUCUUCAAGCAUGAAAACGUGCUGGCCGCCCUCGAUAUUCUGCAGCCUCCCCACCUCGACUUUUUCCAGGAGAUAUACGUCAUCACGGAGCUGUUGCAAAGCGACCUGCACAAGAUCAUCGUGUCGCAUCAGCCGCUCUCCUCCGACCACAUCAAGGUCUUUCUCUAUCAGAUCCUGCGCGGUUUGAAGUAUCUGCACUCGGCGCGCAUUCUGCACCGCGACAUCAAGCCCGGCAACCUGCUGGUGAACAGCAACUGCGUGCUGAAGAUCUGCGACUUUGGGCUGGCGCGGGUGGAGGAGCCCGACACCAGCAAGCACAUGACGCAAGAGGUGGUGACGCAGUACUACCGCGCCCCAGAGAUCCUGAUGGGGGCCAAGCAUUACACGGCCGCCGUCGAUGUGUGGUCGGUCGGGUGCAUUUUCGGCGAGCUGCUCGGCAGGCGCAUCCUCUUCCAGGCGCAGAAUCCGGUGGAGCAGCUCGAGCUGAUCACCGAGCUGCUGGGCACGCCCACCAUGUCCGACAUGAAGUACGCGUGCGAGGGCGCCAAGGCGCACAUGCUGCGGCGCAACCCCAAGCCGCCCAGUCUCUCCGCCCUGUACACGCUGUCGGCGCAGGCGUCGCACGAGGUCGUCCACCUGCUGUGUCAGAUGCUGGUUUUCGAUCCGGACAAACGCAUUUCGGUUGUGGACGCUCUCGCGCACCCCUACUUGGACGAGGGCCGUUUGCGCUACCACUCCUGCAUGUGCAAGUGCUGCUUCACGAUGACAAGCGGCAUGCGCCAGUACACGAACGACUUUGAAAUUACUGCGCAGCUGCCGUUCGACGAUCUGUGGGAGCGCAAACUCACCUCCGUGCAGCAAGUGAAAGAGGAAAUGCACAAGUUCAUAGCGGAGCAGCUGAACACCAGCCGAGUGCCGCUCUGCAUCAAUCCCCAAUCGGCGGCGUUCAAGAGCUUCGCCAG
Molecule: messenger RNA, 1667 nt
Organism: Dendroctonus ponderosae (mountain pine beetle)
Lineage: Eukaryota; Metazoa; Arthropoda; Insecta; Coleoptera; Curculionidae
Product: serine/threonine-protein kinase NLK
Biological process (GO): intracellular signal transduction; protein phosphorylation
Cellular component (GO): cytoplasm; nucleus
Molecular function (GO): MAP kinase activity; ATP binding
Source: RefSeq, a predicted model, not a curated record